Aspergillus glaucus CBS 516.65 is the source of this 1026-nucleotide messenger RNA. Its product is annotated as class I SAM-dependent methyltransferase. Lineage: Eukaryota; Fungi; Ascomycota; Eurotiomycetes; Eurotiales; Aspergillaceae. The transcript has a single exon. The record is from RefSeq and is a predicted model, not a curated record. Bases 1 to 1026 code for a protein of 341 amino acids.
AUGUCCCAAACCGAAUCCCUAACAAUCACCACUGUUGAAACUACCCCAUCCCAGCCAGACUGGUCCUCCUUUUUCGCAGAAUGUGACCGCGCCCCCCGUCUCAACGACUUCCACCGUUUCUUCUCCCAAACCGCCGGCGGCAUAACUGGCCAACCAACCGUCCACCCUGAAGUCGACUCACAGCUCCUCAAAGGCGACGAGCUCCUCGAUCGUAUCGUCCAGCUCCACAAACAGCGCAGAGGCCGCUUCGACCCACACUACCACGCUAGUAUCCCCUAUCGCCUUGAGGAAGCAUGUCGUCUCGCGCGGGAAAUUAUGGAAUACAGCAAGGACAAAACAGUGGAGCAACCGCUGCACUUUUAUUCAAUGGGCAGUGCGGAGGGGACUAUGUCGAGGGUUGUGGCGGAGCUGGGGGAGGGACGGGUUAAGACUCUUGCGUGCAGCUCUAAUAUUGAGAAUGGGCAGAGUUUCUUGUCUCAUGGGAAUCCGCCAAAUGCGUCUUUCUUCGUUGGGCCAAUGCACCAUUUGACGAAGGAUGUAAUGCGGACGCGUGAGGAUCUGGCGAGGUUUACAUCGGGCUUUGAUAUCAUGAUCGAAGAUACGACGUUUCAGAUGUACUCGCCCAACCGUCCGAAGCAGAUCGAAUUCGCCAAGCAGAAGCUGAAAGACAAUGGGAUAUUCCUCUUCGUCUCGAAAUACAGAUGUCAGGAUCUUGAGGAGUACAAACGGCGCGAGGUCCAAAAAGACAUGCUUUUCAAGCCGUUGUAUUUCAGCCAGAAUGAGAUCAAGUCCAAGGGUAAGGAAGUCCUCAACUUGAUGAACAAGAACGAGGUUUCGAUUGAAGAUAUGACGGCUGCUAUCAGGUUGCAUUUCAGUAAUUGCUACAUGCUCUGGAAUAGUGGUAAUUUUUACACCCUGGCUGCUAGCAACAGCGCGGAUAAUCUUGAGCGUUUUAUGGCUGGGUUGGUUGAGCCGGCUGUGCCAAAGGUGUUUAUGUAUGAAACACUGCCUCGGCGGCUCGUUUGA